Nanorana parkeri is the source of this 1217-nucleotide messenger RNA. RefSeq names its product nephroblastoma overexpressed (gene CCN3). The coding region runs from base 93 to 1130 and encodes 345 amino acids. Gene Ontology annotation, molecular function: integrin binding; heparin binding. The transcript has 5 exons. Gene Ontology annotation, cellular component: extracellular matrix; extracellular region. Gene Ontology annotation, biological process: cell adhesion; signal transduction. NCBI's taxonomy places the organism in Eukaryota, Metazoa, Chordata, Amphibia, Anura, Dicroglossidae. The record is from RefSeq and is a predicted model, not a curated record.
AUGAGGAGUCUGUAGACUCAGUUAAGAACAUCUCAGGCUCUUAGCCCAGCAAGACAGAAGGUAUCAUUAUUGUGCUUCAAGACUGAGACAUCAUGUUCUGCAGAAGGAACCUUCUCCAAGCCCUCUGCACCCUCUUCUUGGUUCAUAAAGUGGUCUCCCAGAAAUGCCCAUCGGAAUGUGGACGUUGCAGACAAAACCCACCCAGGUGUGCCCCCAAUGUACCAGUCAUAUUAGAUGGCUGUGCCUGCUGCCCUGUGUGUGCUCGACAGGAUGGGGAGAGCUGCUCUGAAGUGUACCCUUGCCAAGAGGGGCUAUUCUGUGAUUUCAGUGCCGAUGUAAGGACCGAUGUUGGCAUUUGCAUGGCUCUGGAAGACGACAAGUGUGUGUUCAAUGAUGCUGUGUAUCGCAGUGGUGAAACCUUCCAGCCCAGCUGUAAAUAUCACUGUACAUGCCAGGACGGGCAGAUCAGCUGCGUUCCCAGAUGCAACAAUGACCUCCUGCUGCCCAGUCCCGAGUGCCCCAACCCAAUCAAAGUCAAGGUGCCGGGCGAGUGCUGCGAGAAGUGGAUCUGUGACUCCAAAGAGGAGGUGGCGAUCGGCGGCUUUGCAAUGGCCGCUUACAGACCUGAAGCCACUUUAGGAGUCGCUGUGCCUGACAUGGGCGCCAACUGCAUUACACAGACAACGGAGUGGAGCGCGUGUUCCAAGACUUGUGGUGUCGGUCAUUCAUACCGGGUGUCAAAUCGCAAUCAUCGAUGUGAAAUGCAGAAGCAGAUCCGCCUGUGUAUGGUGCGACCCUGCGAGGAAGAGGAACAGGCCCUUCUUGGAAAGGAUGGAAAAAAAUGUGUGAGGGUGACAAAAUCUGAAAAACCCAUACGAUUCGAAUUCAAAAACUGUGUCAGCGUCCAGAGCUACACCCCCAAGUUCUGCGGCAGCUGCAGAGAUGGCCGAUGUUGUACACCGCACAGCACCAGGACCGCCCAGGUGGAGUUCCAGUGUCCCAAUAACCGAGUCAUGAAAAAACCUGUCAUGUUCAUUAACACCUGCGUCUGUCAUUACAACUGCCCACGAGACACUAGCCUCCUCCAGACAGACAACGCCAUGUUCCCGGGCCUGCGGAGACCAUUAUAAGGACGACAUUCGUUUUCUAAGUUCCAAACUCCAAGCCGUGGAAUAACCAAUGAACUUUUACAUGGUAUAAAUGUACAGCCGGUGGGA